Mucor velutinosus is the source of this 318-nucleotide messenger RNA. RefSeq lists its product as uncharacterized. The transcript has a single exon. The record is from RefSeq and is a predicted model, not a curated record. Bases 1 to 318 code for a protein of 105 amino acids. Lineage: Eukaryota; Fungi; Mucoromycota; Mucoromycetes; Mucorales; Mucoraceae.
AUGAACUUUUUCCCUUCUCCUCCAUCUUCACCUCAAUUGUCUGCCUCAAGUGACAAAGUAAUGUGUGGUUCCUGCAAUAAAACAUUAUCUUCCGAUUGGUUUUGUUCAGAUUGUCAUACAAAAUGCUCAACAUGCAAUCGCUUCUUGAGCGACGCUGAUUACUGUACUCGCUGUUGGUGCUUCGAUCAGUAUAACAACCGUCUUGUGCGUAAGCCUAGUGCCUACGAUCAAUGGUAUCACUAUCAGCAGCAAUUGAAGCAAUGGUACUACUGGCAAUACAGCAACACAGCAUCGCAUCCACCAUCACCAACAAACUAA